Molecule: messenger RNA, 3739 nt
Organism: Lathyrus oleraceus (garden pea)
Lineage: Eukaryota; Viridiplantae; Streptophyta; Magnoliopsida; Fabales; Fabaceae
Product: protein NLP9
Exons: 6
Coding region: 359-3106 (915 amino acids)
Molecular function (GO): protein binding; DNA-binding transcription factor activity
Source: RefSeq, a predicted model, not a curated record
UGAUGAGAAAACAUAGUAGGGAACACCGUCCGUAGAAAGGUAGAAAACGGCUUGGAAACACCGUCAUACCAUUUAUAGAAACUCAAUUUCUGAAUCUUUCGUCCGAACUAUGCUUUGUUUUUUCUUUCCUUUUAUAGCAACUAAACACUUCCCACCAAAUUCUUUAACUGCUUUCACUUCACUUCACACCUCAGAUGUCUCUUUUUUCGUCAAUUUUAUGAAACAAGGUUUCGUCACCUUCGAGGAUUUUAAGGCUUCAAGAAUGCUGGUAACAAAGAAGCAAUUCUUGUGAAUUUUUUUACGUAGAGGAACCCUAAAUUUUGUUAUACUUCAAUCGGUUUUCAUCUCUAAUCUAAGUAUGGAGUACCCUUUUUAUCCUAAGGGAAGAGGAUUUGGGUAUUGGCAGUCUCCGGGAACUGAGAUGGAAGGAUCAGCAUCAUUAGAUGGUGGAAUCAGCAAUUUGGUGUCAGAGGAUAUGCCUAGCAGCUUCUCCGAGCUCAUGAAUUUUGAUAAUUAUGCUGGUUUGUAUUCUGGCCCAUCCAUGACUGAUCAGAUUAUGGCUAAUGAGCUUUCAUCUCUUGCCUCGGUAUUAUAUCAAUCACCGGAUGGAUUCAAUCCAGUUGAACAGAACUGUGGGCAAUUCUAUAUGCCAGGAGUUAGUGGAAAUUACAAUAAUUUGGAUAGCUCCCCCGUUUUUGCGGAGAAAGUUGUGCGUCAGAAAAUGGACACCCUACGUGGUUUUUUAGACAACAACAACAAUGAUGCAAAUAACUUAAGUUCUAAGCAAAAAAUCAACGACUCUACGCAGCGUGUUAAUACUUUGUCACUUGAUGAAAAAAUGCUGAAAGCUUUGUCCUUCUUUAAAGAAUCAGCUGGUGGGGGAAUAUUGGCACAAGUUUGGGUACCCAUAAAGCAUGAUGGUCAAAUCUUCUUAAGCACUAGUGAGCAACCUUAUUUACUAGAUCAAAUGCUUGCAGGGUAUCGUGAAGUGUCGAGGACAUUUAUAUUUUCUACAGAAGGAAAACCAGGCUGUUUACCGGGACUUCCUGGUCGUGUUUUUAUCUCCAAAGUUCCUGAAUGGACUUCCAAUGUUGGUUAUUACAAUCCAAGUGAGUACUUGAGGGUUGAACAGGCAAGAAAUCACGAUGUUCGUGGAUCAAUUGCUUUUCCCAUAUUUGAUCUGCACUCUGGAAUGCCAUGUUGUGCUGUCUUGGAACUUGUCACCACGAAGGAAAAGCUUGAUUUUAACAGAGAAUUGGAAAUUAUUUGUCGUUCACUUCAGCUUGUAAAUUUAAGGACUACUGUGCCUAUUCGGCUGCUUCCCGAGUGUCUUUCGACCAAUAAAAGAGCUGCUUUAACAGAGAUAAUUGAUGUGUUACGAUCUGUGUGUCAUGCACAUAGAUUGCCACUGGCACUAACAUGGAUUCCUUGUUUUCACACUGAGGGCACAAGAGAAGAAACUACUAGAAUACAAAUUAAAGAGGGCAAUUCAAGUUGUAAAGAGAAAAGCAUACUGUGUAUUGAAGAGUCAGCUUGCUAUAUAACUGAUAGAGUGAUGGAAGGAUUUGUGCGUGCAUGCAUUGAACAUCCUCUUGAGGAAGGGAAAGGUGUAGCUGGGAAAGCUCUUCAAUCAAAUCACCCUUACUUCUAUUCUGACGUGAAAACAUAUGAUAUCAGCGAGUACCCGCUUGUUCAUCAUGCACGGAAGUUCAAUUUGAAUGCUGCAGUUGCAAUCAGGCUAAGGAGUAUCUAUACUAAUGAUGAUGAUUACAUAUUGGAAUUCUUUCUGCCUAUCAAUAUGAAAGGGAGUUCAGAGCAGCAACUUUUAUUAGACAACCUCUCGGGUACCAUGCAGAGAAUUUGUAAGAGUUUGAGGACAGUUUCAGGUGCUGAACUGUCAGGAAUAGAAUGUAAACAUGCGGGGUUUGGAAACAAAAAUGUCCCGAGUUUUCCCCCCUCGUCCACGAGAAAUUCUCAGAUACCUUUAAAUGAAAACCAUAGCUCUGUCCAGAAGCUGUCGUCGGAGGCUUCAGACCUGAGAAACAGUGGAAAAGAGCCUUCUAACCAGGAAAAAAAUGGAUCGAAAAGGCGAGCUGAGAAAAGUAGAACCACAUCAGAGAAGAAAGUUAGCUUGGGUGUUCUCCAGCAAUACUUUUCUGGUAGUCUGAAGGAUGCUGCAAAAAGCAUUGGUGUUUGCCCGACAACUCUGAAAAGGAUAUGCAGGCAUCACGGAAUUUCAAGAUGGCCAUCCCGCAAGAUUAAUAAAGUGAAUCGUUCUUUGAAGAAAAUUCAGACUGUGCUUGACUCUGUUCAGGGAGUUGAAGGCGGGUUAAAGUUUGAUCCUUCCAUGGGGGCAUUUGUGGCAGGAGGGACAACCAUCCAAGAAAUUGAUGAAAGUAAAAAUCUCCUUUUCCAGGAGAAAAGUACUACACAAGAUUCUGAGCCUAUUUCAGAAGAUGCUGCCUCGGUGCCUCCUGCACUUUGUAGUGAAGGUGAGAAUUCGGCAAAUAAGUUGGAUAGACAAUUGAAGGGAACCAACGCAUCUAUGAUUGAUUGCAGUGAAGAUUCAAAAUCAUUUGCAAUGCAUGAUUUUCCUGAACAAGCUUGUUUUAGUUCUGUUCUUGCAAAAGGUAAUGCUAUUGGCCAGAUAAACUCCUUUGUUGCUGAUGACAUGGACAGUGGCGCGGAUGGGGACGAUGAAGUUGUUGAACGCAGCAAUCCUACGUCUUCGAGCUUGACAGACUCAUCUAGUGGCUCGGGUUCAAUCAUGCACGAGAGUUCAUCUAGUUACCAGAACUUUAAGAACCAGAAGCAGUCCAAAGCCAAAUCAACCAUCGUUGAUAGCAGGUCAAAAAUCACUGUGAAAGCUACCUAUGGAGAAGACACCAUUCGCUUCAAGUUUGAUCCAUUCACAGGUUGUUUUAAACUAUAUGAAGAAGUUGCAGCAAGAUUCAAACUGCAAUACGGGACCUUCCAGCUCAAAUAUCUAGAUGAUGAAGAAGAAUGGGUGAUGUUAGUAAACGACUCGGAUUUGCAAGAGUGUUUAGAAAUAUUGAAUGAUAUGGGGACACGGAAUGCAAGGUUUCUUGUUCGUGAUAUGCCUUGAGUUUUAGGCAGCUCCGGCAGUAACAGUUGCUACAUAGGAGGCAGCUCAUAGCAUAUCAUCAUAUUAGAUGAUAAACAGCUUCAAUGCGACAAUUCAACUUUUUGAUGAUAUUUUCACAAUCUUAUGGAGGUUCUGCAUCCCAAAGGAGUUUGAAUUUUAGGAAUACUAGUCUCCAUGCUUAUUAGCUAAAACCAUCCAAUAUUGUCAUUACCGAGCAGUCUCUUGAAACAUUCGGCUUGAAUGAUGAAUCUAGUGAGCUUUGGCACCAUGAUAAGGUUAAAGGUCGCGGGUUCAAAUCUUGACAACAGUUUCGCUUGCUUGCAGGGUAAGACUGUGCGUAUUUACUCUCUCAAAACUCCACCUGAUGAGAGCUUUAUUCACAGGGCUGUCUCUUAUAGUGCUGUAUACAUUGAACACACAAAUAGCAGAAACACAGAAACUCAUAGUAGUACUGAGGACUGAGGUAAAUGGUUCUGCAGUGUUGGAAUGUAAUGUCGGUUUGUUGUAUAUAUUUCCCAAGAGAUGUUAUAUUUAAAAUAUGAUAACAAUACAUACAAAAAAAAAAGUGUACAGAUAUGUUGUAUGAAGAAAAUAUCCGAAUCAUGAAUUAUGGAGUGACAAAUUUGACGAUUA